Neltuma alba is the source of this 863-nucleotide messenger RNA. RefSeq names its product transcription factor bHLH162-like. Gene Ontology annotation, biological process: regulation of transcription by RNA polymerase II. The record is from RefSeq and is a predicted model, not a curated record. Gene Ontology annotation, molecular function: protein dimerization activity; DNA-binding transcription factor activity, RNA polymerase II-specific; RNA polymerase II transcription regulatory region sequence-specific DNA binding. Lineage: Eukaryota; Viridiplantae; Streptophyta; Magnoliopsida; Fabales; Fabaceae. Bases 51 to 695 code for a protein of 214 amino acids. The transcript is spliced from 3 exons. Gene Ontology annotation, cellular component: RNA polymerase II transcription regulator complex.
UCUUCGCAAACACAGCGGCAAGCUUCUUCGCAGAACCAAGGAUAACAACAAUGGAAGCUCAAGGAAGCCAGAAUCAUCCUCCCCCUCCUCCUCCUUCUUCCACCAAAGUCGAAAGAAAAAUCAUAGAGAAAAACAGAAGAAACCAGAUGAAGAUUCUCUACUCUAAGCUCAAUUCUCUCCUGCCUGACCAUAACCCAAAGGAAAUACUGCCGCUUCCUGAUCAAAUAGAUCAGGCCAUAGAUUACAUAAAGAGUUUGGAGGCGAAGGUGAAGAUGGCUCAAGAGAAGAGAGAAGGCUUGACGGGAAGGAAAAGGCCAUUUGCUGCGAGCAGCUCCAGUAGUGUUAUUGAGACUAAGAAAACUGUGGCAAGAUCACCAGAAAUCGAGAUUCGUGAAGUGGGUUCGUCUCUAGAAAUUGCUCUGAUCACGGGAUUAGAUAACCAGUUCGUUUUCUAUGAGAUCGUUCGUAUACUUCACGAAGAAAACAUAGAGGUUGUGAGUGCUAACUCCUCGCUUGUUGGCGACUCAAUGCACCACGUAGUGCAUGCAGAGAUUGGGCAAUCGUCGUAUCAAUUCGGAGCAACCAAGGUAAGCGAGAGGAUAAAAAGAUUUGUGUACGGGUCAUCAAGUGAUGUGGAAAUAAACCCUGAGUGGUGGGAUUUUGAGAACAUUGCUUCUGAACCCUGGAACUUCUAAUUAACCAGAGGAUAUAUAAUUAAUUAAGAGCUUCAAUAAUCACUGCCCUCUAUGUCCAAUGGAUAUUAAUUAAUGGUGGUGUAAGAUUUCAACUUCUUGCCGCCAAGACGUUAUCCUGAAAUCUAGCUUCGGAUUUUCUCCUGUACAGUUGUACUUUGUAACUCUUCA